Molecule: messenger RNA, 2982 nt
Organism: Vanessa atalanta (red admiral)
Lineage: Eukaryota; Metazoa; Arthropoda; Insecta; Lepidoptera; Nymphalidae
Gene: Tak1
Product: mitogen-activated protein kinase kinase kinase 7-like
Exons: 10
Coding region: 155-2206 (683 amino acids)
Biological process (GO): protein phosphorylation; JNK cascade; positive regulation of canonical NF-kappaB signal transduction
Molecular function (GO): magnesium ion binding; ATP binding; MAP kinase kinase kinase activity
Source: RefSeq, a predicted model, not a curated record
UUGUCGCAGUUGCUAUUCUUUGCUAAACAAUAACGAGAAAAUUGAUAUAAUCAACUAUUUUUAUCACAUUUCUCUGAAAUUGGCGAAAAUCAUAAAAUCAGAAAUACUAAUUAUUUAGGUUAACUAUUUUGAUAAUGUGAUAUUAAGUGAACCCAUGGCUUCCAAUGUGCAAGAUUCACCUGUAUAUCAGCAGACGUUCGUUGAGGAGAUAGAUUAUAAUGAAAUUCAAGAGUUAACGGUCGUUGGAAAGGGAGCAUUUGGAGUGGUAUGGAAGGGCCUAUGGCGGAACAAAUUUGUGGCUGUUAAACAUAUAAACUCAGAAGUUGAAAGGAGAGAGUUCGCUAUCGAAGUCCGUCAGCUGUCGCGUGUUUCACAUCCCAAUAUUGUAAGGCUGUAUGGCGCUUGUACUCAAGGGGCUCAGGUUUGCCUUGUUAUGGAAUAUGCAGAAGGUGGCUCACUAUACAAUGUUCUACAUAAUCGUCCGAAGCCUAAAUACUCAGCAGCUCAUGCUAUGAGCUGGGCCAGGCAAUGUGCAGAGGGUGUAGCCUACCUUCAUGCAAUGAAACCUAAACCAUUGAUACAUAGAGAUUUAAAGCCGCCAAACCUUUUGUUAGUUGCUGGUGGACAAAAACUUAAAAUAUGUGAUUUUGGUACUGCAGCCGAUAAAGCUACUUAUAUGACAAAUAAUAAAGGCAGUGCAGCAUGGAUGGCUCCAGAGGUCUUUGAAGGGUCAUCAUAUACAGAAAAAUGUGAUGUUUUUUCAUGGGGUAUCAUAUUAUGGGAAGUAUUAUCUAGAAGAAAACCUUUUGAAGAAGGAGGCUCUGCAUUUCAAAUUAUGUGGGCAGUACAUACAGGUCAGCGGCCAGUUCUUAUCGAAGGUUGUCCAGAACCUAUAGAGCAGUUGAUGACACAAUGCUGGCAUAAAAUACCAGCAGAGAGACCUAGUAUGGUUAAGGUUGUGGAAAUAAUGGCAGCUUUAAGUGAAUUCUUCCCCGGUGCCGAUACACCAAUCAAUUACGACGAUCUCGAAGCUGACGACUCUGAAUAUUUAGAUGACGACUUCGGUCCAUACAGCACCCACGACAGCUUCGAAACGGAGAGCAUCGUCCAGAGCCACAACGCCAACUUCAACUACGACAGUUCGACCCACCCCGUCGUAUACAGAAACAGCGAGUCGGCCCACUCGCCGAGACCGCGGAGCUUCGUCGAGACGCAAGUCAGCAAGCUUCAAAACCUCAUGGCGGCCGAGACGCAGCCCAAACCGGCCGCCAGGGACGACGCAGACGCGCAGCGGGCGGCUGUCAAGAUACCGCCGCCGUUCAAGAAGCCGGAAUCGCAUUUAGAGGCCGGCCGGUCCGGCAACCGGACGGGCGAGCGUGCGGGCGAGCCGGUGGGCACGCCUGCGGACAGCCUGCGCGUGUUCCGCAGCCCCGGCGUGUUCAGCGAGAGCUCGUCCCCGCGCGGCAUCUCGCCGCUCGCCAACUACAACAUCGGCAACAUGAACCCGCGCCACGUCGACAUCGAGCAGUACUGGAACCGGGAGACGCCGUCCGCCGUCAGCACCGCGAACUCGAGGAAGGAGGACUACAAUCAGAACUACUGUGAUAGAUUGAGCGCCGGGAACAGUCCUAUGACACCGAUGAAGGAGUACAACGGCAACUCACCGAGGCUGCCGAUGGACGCUAGAUAUGCGACUCCUUUACAGAUUGAAGUCGAUCCUAAUGUUUGGGAACUAAAGGAUUUUAGAGAUUCGCUUGGUUACGACGAUUACUUGGAUAUCCGGAACAACACUGGCUUCAAUAAUUUGCCAGUUGGUAACAGUAGUGGUUCAACCCCCGCGGAGGGCGCCGCGCCGCCGCCAUCCGAGCCCGAUCCUGAUCUGGACUCUAUCCACAUGAUGCUGGACCCACACUUGCGACCCAUCUCGCCGGACCUCAACAAUGAGGAGUCGAAACGCAUCUUUGAGGAACACAAACAGUUGGCCCAGGAGUACCUUAAAAUACAGACUGAACUAGCUUAUCUAAGCAAUCACAAGUCAGAGCUAGAAGACCAAAUGGACGAUGAGGAGCUCCAACAGAAGAGAGAGAUCAUACAAUUAGAGAAGGAAAAGGACUCGUUAAUCAAACUGUACUGCACAUUGAAAAAGCAGAGUCCGCGAGUCGACAACGACAGCUGGCUGCAUCCAGAGGACUUACCGCACGAGUGACGCGCGCUAGCGGCCGCUGACGUCACGCACUGCGCCGCACGCACGCACGUCGCGCGGACCUGUGUGCUGUUGCCACGUCAUUGUUUGAAUAUUAUGACACAACCGACACGUUCUCGUUGCCUUAUAUGAUCAAAAAACGCGAAUUUGUCUUUUGACCAAAACCUUCUAGUCAAGAGAAACAGGGAUGUAGAUUGUGCAUUUUUUUUAAUAAUUACAUUAAAAAUGUCCACGUUUCAAUAUUGCCAUGAUCGUAAUCAUUGAAGUCUAUGGACCUAUUCAGUAAAUAUAUCUUUAAUAAAAUGUGUAGUGCAGUGCGAAGGACUUGCUUUACGGUACAACCCGUGAAGUCUGAUUAAAAUAUUGAUCUCAAGUCACCAAACGAGCCUUCAUCAUCGCUAUUUUACAGGUUAUUUUUUAUAUUGUGUGUACGUCCUCCGAGCCUUAUAUUGGAUACAAUUUUUUAUGAACAAAUUCACUGCCUAGUUCAUAAGUUCAGAAUUUAAUUUUCCUAGUAGUGUUCUUUGGUUUUGUUGUUAAAUGUAGUGAAUACAACUUUAACAAUGUUUACUUUGAUUCGUUUUUUUUAUGUCAAUAUUAUUGUAUGACUAUAAAAGGGCGCGUUUUAGUGCCGUUUUAUUGAAAUGCAUUCUAAAUAUAAAUAUUAUUUAUUUGGAUAAUAAAGAGGAUGGUAAAGUAUUUUUUAAUAUAAACACUUGUAAAGAACUUACGUGUGUAUGCAUAUUUCAUUUAUGUAUUUAAGAUAGUAUUAGUAGGUA